UGGGUACAUCAGGUUGUAUCCAAAAGCCUAUCACAUUAACAAAUAUUGCAUCAAAGUUGCAAUCUAUGGCUAUGCAAGAAUUGAAGAAUGCAUCACAAAUCCACUUGGCAUGAGAUCAGGAGACAUCAUUAACGACCGUCUUUCAGCCUCAUCCUUUCAACGGGUAACCAAAAACCCAAGGUUACAUUCAAGGUCAUGUUGGUGCCCUGAAUCAAGAGACUUUACACCUUAUCUCACAAUUGAUUUGGGUUCACAUCAUGUGAUUUGCGCUGUUGAUACACAGGGAUGCAAUAUUGCUGAUCGUUGGGUAAAAUCGUAUCACAUUUCGAUAUCUUCAAAUGGAAGCUUAUGGUCUCUGUACAAGGAAAACAAUGUUACAAGGAUUUUCUACGGGAACUACGACCGAUCGACGAUAUCUCAUAAGUUAUUGUACCACAGCCCCACAGCAAGAUAUGUCCGUAUUGCACCCCAAACAUACCAUGGUGCACCAUGCUUGAGGAUGGAGAUUUAUGGCUAUCAACUGGAAUCAACGUGUUCAAAGCACAGUGUUGGUGUUCCUAGUGCAUCAAUCAUACCAAACCACCGCUUUAAAGCUACCUCUUAUGGUCAAUAUUAUCGUCCGUACAUGGCUCGAUUACAAGGUUAUUCUUCGUGGGGACUCAGUGCUGAAGCGAGUACUCAAUACCUUGAGAUUGAUCUGGGUAAAAUAUUCCGUAUAUGUGCCGUAUUGACUCAGGGAGAUCCCACUCACAGACAUUGGUUCACAAAGUAUUCACUACGAUACUCCGAUGAUAAUAAAUUGUGGAAAACGUAUAAAAAGCUGGAUGGAAAAGAAAAGGUUUUCCCAGGAAACUCAGACAAAGAAACRAUUGUAACUAAUGUCAUCAAGUACCCCUUCAAAGCAAAGUUUGUUCGAGUGSUUCCUAAAGGAUCGUUAUGGAAWAGAGCUUUAAGGGUUGAUUUUAAAGGAACUCCAGAAGUAUGUACCAACCCACUUGGUGUCGAGAAUAGAGGAAUCUCAGACCCUCAGAUGACGUCGUCGUCGUCAAAAGACAGUUCCCAUGUUGCAUCACGAGGUCGUCUGUAUGGCAAAUCUGCAUGGUGCAGCGCAACAUCUUCGAACGCCGAGUACAUACAGGUUGACCUGGGACGAGUGAAGACUGUCACGGGAAUAGCAACACAGGGGUAUCCAUCGAAGGACAAGUGGGUGACUUCAUACAAUCUUAUUUACUCUAUUAACAGUGACUUAUGGCUUAAUUAUACAGAACAAGAUGUUACAAAGGCUUUAAUUGGGAACACUAACAAACAUGACGUCAUAGUUAAUUGGCUGGGUCGACCAAUAGCAGCGCGUUAUGUCAGAAUAAUUCCGCAGAAAAACAAAGGUGACAACUGCUUGCGUCUUGACSUGUAUGGAUGUGACUUUGUAAAAUUACUUAAAGCUGCGCUCAAUACCAAUAGCAUCACAUUGCCAAGCAUUAAAGGAAGCUUUCAAACACUGAAAUGCACAGUUAUCGGCGAAACAUCGCCAACUUUUCAAUGGUUUCGUAAUGGUUCAACAAAACUCCCAGGGACAACAAAGAAUACUCUCAAGGUGAAAUUUAUCUCAGCCCAGGACAUCAAAUCUACGUACAAAUGCAAAAGAGGAGAUCCCAACUUGAGGCUUGUGGUCUGUAAGAUAAACUACACCUGUAGAGCUACUCUWCCAGUAGAUGUACCGAGCGUUGCUCCAGCUGAAGCAACGACUCAACUAACUGUCAACCUAAAUGUUCCAGAAAAACAGUUAUUUUCUAUUACUUCGAGGAAGAGAUCAUUAAUGAUAAACUGGACGCCUGCUGUGCAAUUAGAUGACGUGGGCGCCAUUGUUGGGUACACAAUCAAGUUGAAUGACAAAGAAACACAAGUGKGAUCUAACCAGACGCAGCAUAUAUUUACUGGACUCAAACCAUACACUAACUACACACUUCAAAUGAAAGCAAAUAGUGUGGUUGGUGAGGGWRUGUGGAGCGACGUUAAGACUGCAGCUACACUGAUAGCAAAACCAGAAAGACUACCAAUAGUGUUUGCAACGGCAAAUUCAUCAAAAAGCAUUAAAGUAAKAUGGGAGGUGCGUGCGGCCAAAGUCAACGGACCUAUGGCUGGUUUUUGGAUUACAUUCACCGAUGCCCUAGGAAACACAAAKACAAAACAAGUUCCAAACAUCAGAAGAACCGUACUGACCAACUUGAAGAAGUGGACGACAUACAARAUAACUGUGUCAAUUUGGAAUUCAAMAUAUUAUGGUCCMGAAAGCAGCAUUGUAUCUGAAASAACARAUGAGGAUGGUAAAUAG
Messenger RNA from Exaiptasia diaphana, 2329 nucleotides. RefSeq lists its product as uncharacterized. Gene Ontology annotation, molecular function: protein binding. The transcript is spliced from 11 exons. NCBI's taxonomy places the organism in Eukaryota, Metazoa, Cnidaria, Anthozoa, Actiniaria, Aiptasiidae. The coding region runs from base 110 to 2329 and encodes 739 amino acids. The record is from RefSeq and is a predicted model, not a curated record.